Paramuricea clavata is the source of this 7908-nucleotide messenger RNA. NCBI's taxonomy places the organism in Eukaryota, Metazoa, Cnidaria, Anthozoa, Malacalcyonacea, Plexauridae. The record is from the annotation of a GenBank genome assembly.
AUGUCGGAAAUACGACGCCGGAAACAGCGAGGAAAGAUGGACGAGGCAAAAUUUAAAACGAAAGAUGGAAAGGCAAGCAAUGGCGUCCGUCUGCAGGAUGAAAGCUCCGAGAAAUAUAACUCUGUCUGGUUUUAUUUCAAUAUUUUGUUGGGAACAUGUUUUGCAUUAUAUAUUGGAUAUCGUUAUGCAGAAUAUAUGAAACAACUACAUGAGAAUGAUAUGUGGUUCUCAAAUAUUCAGGCAAGUUUGGCACCGUUUUUUGACUGGAUUUAAAUACCAGUAUAAUUAUUAUGCAUGAGUCAAUUCCAUGAGUAACCCCCCCCCCGGGACACUGCCGGGUAUUUUCUGGGCACACCACUCCCGGGGGCUGUGAAUUUGCUCGCAGAUUAGUGCACCAGGGCUGGACAUUGUUUGACGGCUAAAACACCCCCAGACAUUAAUGACACUAUGCAGACCUCUCAACUUUGCAGAGAAGUUAAGAGUGAGACUAGUACCGAAAAAAUUUUUUCCGGAAAAAUUAUUUCAGCGAAUUAUUUCACACCCCCCCCCCCUUACCAUGCAUAGCCAAAUUUUCUUGCUCCUGUAACAGUGUCAACAUUUUUGAAAUUGCAUGGCCACCAAUGACUAUUAAAACCCAGCCAAGUUUCAAUGAAACAGUUGUUCUAAUCUCAAUUUGUUUAUACUUACAGCAAUUAGAACGUGAGAUUUCUUUCCGGACAGAAUCUGGAUUAUAUUUCUCUUACUAUAAGCAAUUAGUGUUGGCUCCAUCUAUUGCAGAAGGUACAUUACUUAGUUCAUUGGUUUUCGUUUCACAAUGGAAAUUAAGUUGAAUGCAUACUGUAAUUUAAACAUCAAAGAUUUGUCAGGUACCAGUACUGUUGCAUUGAAAUUAUCUGAAUGCUGACUGUAAUUUUAGGUAUUCAUGACUUGAUGUAUGAUAACAAGACGGAACAUUUGAGAACGAUUAAUAUUCUGGAAAGAUUUAAUAUUUACCAAGAAGUCAUCCUGGGUGUUCUGUAUAGAUUAUCUCCUUGGAUGGUAUGUGUAGUCACCAUAAAACCUUUGACCUUGUCCUCAGAGCCAUAACCAACCAACAACCAAGUAAUUGACUGGCUGGUUGACUGAUCAAUUGAGUGAUGUAUACAUGUUUCUCUCCAAAUAUAUUAAUGUUUUUGAUCUUUGUUAUUUCUAGAAUUCAGUAGAGUAUGUGUAUUUCUACAUCAAUACAGUAUUUGGAUUGCAUGGACUAUACAUGAUUUCGCUAUUUGUCGCAUCAUGGUUAUUGAGUGGCUCAUGGUUGGCUGGUGUUCUGGCAACUUUCUUUUUUAUAUUUAAUAAGUAUGGCUUUUUUAUAGUACUUACCUUUUGUUUUAUUGUUCAUUUUGUCUUCCUUAUGUCAUAUGACAAUUUUCAUGGGCGAAACAGAGGGUGGUGACAACUUCCCUGGGCUCUAACAACCAAACAAUUACCCCUGGCUUGUAACUUGGUAUUGACCGUACUAGUCAAAUUUCCACUGUGUACAUCAUUCAAGGGUGUACCCCCCCCCUGCAUUUCAUUUUUUGUAGGGGUGCACCUGAUCUGUUACAUAAUACACGUAAAGAACAAUAGAAAUGACAUCAAUUGAACAAUAGAUCUAGAACAAAAAUUGAAAAACUUUUGAAACCCCCUUCCGCCCCAGUAAUGUCUAGUUUCUAUUUUAUUUUUAUAGAGUGGACACAACAAGGCUAUCAUUCACCAUUCCUCUAAGAGAAAGUUUUGGAUUUCCUUUUUUGUAUGCUCAAAUUGCCAUGGUUACAGCUUACUUUAAACAAAAUACUUCUACUUGGAAAGAGGUAAUUAGCAUUCUUCCUACAGAAGUGUCACCCUUCAUUUAGUGUGACUGCAGGAGGAAAGUCAGGAAACCAGAAUUGUAUUAACGUAAUCAUGAUAUUUCAUUAUCACAUGUCAGUGUUUUGUUUAUUUUGUUUAGAUGUUGUGUUUAUUUGUCAUCAGCAUUUUGACAUUUUUGUUUACUCUGGUUUGGCAAUUUGCACAGUUUAUCCUCCUGUUGCAAGCAAUGGCAUUUUUUGCUGUUUAUUCCCUCAAAUAUGUUCCCAGGCACAAGGUCAGUAGUAAUUUUAAACUAAUGGAUUUUAAACUAAUGAUACACGAGAUAGUGCAUUGUGUUAUUCAUCUCUGCAAGUAUCGAUGUUGUCUGAUCAUAUUUCACCUCAGUUACAAGUAUGAUAGCACCAUGAGUUUGCCUCGACCAAACACUGCAGGUGUUUGAUCCAGGUAUAGACCCAUUGCACAUGACGUCACAGCGCCUGUGACGAUGCAUCUGGAGGACAAAUUAGAAAUCUAUGCAUAAUAUAAGCAUAUAACUUUUGUAAACAAAACAAAUUUUGUAAAACUUUAUAAAAUUUCAGGUAGUUGAAUCCCCUCUCCAUCCCAGUUCUCCAUUUAUCCUAAUUUCUCCAUUUAGUACCUGAAGAUUUAAUCCCUCAUUAGCUUUAGAAACUGCUUAUACGAAGUAAAACUAUUUUUCAUGUUGUUUAGGUUCGUAAUAUGUUCAUCAUUAUAGUUGGUUCGCUAAUGGCAGUGUGUAUUCUACAGUUUAUGAAUGAUAUGAUCAUAAGAUCUUUGGCAUUGAGCUUUUCUUUGGCAUCACUGAUUGUGAUUGCUGUACAGGUACAGCAGGUUUGUUAUCUAAGUUUCUCUGAUCAAAAUAUAUUACAGUGAAAGUUCUAUAUAUUAGAGGCAAAUUACACCUUAAGGCCAUGUUACACGGUGCAAUUUUUCUUGCAACUUGCAAUGCAAUUCUACUCUUGAGAGAUAUAAAAUUGCCAAAUACGAGUCUUCAUUACACUCCGCUGAUGUUUUCUCAACAUAUCGAAAAUUCGUCACUGAUUAACAUCUCUCAAGAGUAGAAUUGCAUUGCAAGUUGCAAGAAAAAUUGCACCAUGUAACAUGGCCUUUAGUUUGGGUUCCUGUCAACCUGUCACUUGAAAAGUGUCUGUUUAAAAUUAACACACGUAACUGAAUAGCAUUAAAAACUUUAUUAAUUAAUUAAAGUUUUUAUUAGAAAACUUUGUUAAAGUUUUUUCUACUUUGAACUUUGUAGCAAACAAGUGCAGCUCGUGGUAUCGUGAGAAAUUUCUUCAGCCUCAUUGCACGUAUUGCUGCUGUUUUUAUGCUCACGUUUCUUCUCAAUGCUUUGUCAAAGGUCAGAAUGUUGUCUUCUUUUAUGCAUCAGCAGAUAUACUUGACCAACAUUGUAUUUUAACAUACAGUACAUGACCAUCACUGACUUCAUUUCAACCUACAUUUCAAGAUUCUUGUCCAGGCAAGUUCAGAUGAACAUAUCUUCAAGUUCCUGCGUGCUAAAUUUGGCUUUGACGCUCAAAGGUUCGUAUUUGCUCAUGAUUUUGGUUAUAUCCUUGGGUUAUAUCCUUGGGCUUCUGCUGCCACCGCUGUCGCUGGCUACCUUCUUAACAUUCCUUGUAGGAGGAAAACGGAGUAUCUGGAGCAUUGACUGAUCCUUUGUGCUGUACACAUUUACACUAUAACGCUACGACAAAUUUACCAUAGGGUAUUGAUUUGUAUUUGGAGUGCCAAGCGUAGUGGUCCGUAGUUGGUAGGCGGCUACGGCAAACCGUUAUAGUGUAAACACAAUACUAUUAAAAGGCCUGUUUAAGGUCCAUACACACCAGACGCGAUUCGACAACGCGACGCGAUUUUUUAGUUUUUGAAAGUUAAUAAACCAGCUGAGAGCAAAUUUUGAAAGAUAAUGCACACCAAAGCCCCGUUUACACUACGCUCAAUUUUUGGUACGGCACGGAUAAAAUUGGUACCCGUACCACUUUUUUGGUUCUUUAACUACCUAUUUAGCUAAGCCCCGUUUACACUACGCUUAAUUUUUGGUACCGUACCACUUUUUGGUUCCGGGACUACCUAAAUAGGUAGUCCAAGAACCAGAAAAGUGGUACGGGUACCAAUUUUAUCCGUACCGUACCAAAAAUUGAGCGUAGUGUAAACGGGGCUCAAAUAACUCAAAAUGUUAUACCGCUUCUAAAUAUUUGGAAAAUUUAAACUAGAAUCAAAGUUAUCGGUCAGUGAAAAUCGAAAAAUCGCGUCGCGUUGUCGAAUCGCGUCUGGUGUGUCUGGACCUUUACACUUGCAAUUUUUGCUGCGAUUUCUAGUGUGAUUUUCUCCUUCUGAUGGAUGUAAACGAGUACAGGAGUUACGAAUGUUCGGAGUGCAUGUACCUUCAUCUGAACAUUUGUAACUUAUCCACUCGUUCACAUCCAUCAGAAGAAGAAAAUCGCAGCAAAAAUUGCAAGUGUAAACGUAGCUUUAAGAACGCGGCCUAGGUGUCAUGGGAUCAUGUCUCCGUGGUAUCGAACCCACGAUCUCAGAGGCGAAAGGCACUUGCCAUCCUAAGAUUACUCCGGUCUUCCUUCAUAUGAAAUCAUCUUCAAUAUCUUUAGGGAUUUUGAUGCAAUGUUGUAUCUGUGUGAGGUGUCUUUCCGUAUGUUACCUCUGGACACAUACGGGCGUCUUACUCAUGGAAUCGUGUUCCCAUGUUAUGUCCUUGCUGUCAUUGUUGGUCUUGUUUUGUUAGGGAUUGCAGUCCUUCAGGAAUGGAGGUGAGGCAAAGGUUUUUUUCUUAGAGGAAAAUGUGUACGGGGCAUGUCCCCCUAUAUGGCUAUACGCAUUUAGCCGUUAAAAUUGACCGCUAGUUCAAACACGGAGUAACUGACUGACCCUAUAAGAGAAUCAAACGUUUCUACUUCUUUUUCUUCUUCUUGUUUCUUCUUCUUUUUUUUUUCAACUUGCAACAAAAUCUGAUUUCAACGCAUGUUAAGUAGAAAUGUUGACACAUGUUUGCCUCGUGAUUUGUAAUUUAUGUGUAAACAUUUUCAAUUAACAUGCGUAGAAAUCAGAUUUUGUUGCAAGUUGCAGCAAUUUUGUUGCCCGUAUUACUCCACCUUUAUGAACUGAACGACGAAACCCUAUGUAGAACUGAACGACAAACAUCCUACGAUUUCAUAUCUUAACUUUCAGUGAAGACUCAGAGACGCCAUCAUCAGACAACAUUAACACAGCAAUGAAGUCGAGACCUGACCUGGUCUACCAUCUCAUCCAAACAGCUUUCUUUGCUAUCAUGGCUGUAUCUACAUUAAGAUUCAAGUUUUUAUGGAUGCCUCAUAUUUGUGUCGUUGGCGCGGGAAUAUUUUGUAACCAGGCCUGGUGGAGGUUUUUGUUCUCUAAACUCCUUAUGCCUGGGAUUAAGGUAAGAACACAACUGAUCUCAGACGUAUACAGGAUUGUGCAUUGUUAACUGACGCCUAGAUAAUAGAAGUUCGUUUUUACUAAGAGGUAAUUAAUGUACAGGAAAAUCUUUCCAUAUUUUUUCGAGCCUUCGAGGAAUGAAGUCUCCCUAUCUGGGAACAAAAAAAACAUACAUGAAGGAAACUGAAAAUCGCCAUUUUAUCUGGAAUAAAAAAUUUCAAAUAGGCUUUGUAUUAAAUUAGGAGGAUACUGAGGAUUAUUUAUUUACCAGACAUUAUUUAUUUAGGGUAAAAUAUUUGGACAUUGUGUUCCAUUACUGCUCGUUGCGUUGGUGUUAUCCCAGGUAAAUAUAUCUAUUGUGAUUUUUAUCAUUUCAGUAACACAUUUAUAAUUAGAUUAAUUCUUCUUCUUUGUCUUUGAUAACCAGUAAUUAUUUUGCUUCAUUUAUUCAAUCUCAUCGCAGAGACUUCAAACAGCAUUAAAUGAAUUAAAAGACUUGAAGGAAUUUUAUGAUCCAGAUACUGUAGAGUUGAUGAAAUUUAUCAAGUAAGUCCAUGAUAUAAUAGAAUAGGCGUUGGGCUUGGAAGCCUUGGAUUCUUGCAAUAUGAUGUUGUCUGAUUAUAAUUGCGCCUCAAUCGCAUGCGAGAAGACUGCUUUCAAAGGGAUUUGACUUUGAAGCAAGUCUAGAUUGUUGUUGGUUCAAGUGAGGCCAAAAGCUACUGUUAAAAGUAAAGUAAAAUUAGGCGGAAAUUUUAUUUUAAAACUAUAAGAAUAUAAAAAGUUUAAAAGUUUAAACUUUUUAUAUUCUUAUAGUUUUAAAAUAAAAUUUCCGCCUAAUUUUACUUUACUUUUAACAGUAGCUUUUGGCCUCACUUGAACCAACAACAUUUAUAAAAUGCUACUGAAGGACAACUUUGUACGUUUAAUCAAGUCUAGAUUCUACCAAACACCACAGGUUUUCUCCCUUUAAUAACAAAUGUCCAUUAAUUACUUGUUUUUUUUGUGUACCUAUAAGAAAAACCUGUAUGAAUAAAAUAGUAGUUUUGAGCGCCCCUACUCUAGGGAAAGCAGUUUAGCACUGAUCUCUAGAGCUAUGAAGUACAGAUAAGUUUAGUUUGCUGAAGAUUCGUUCAGAACCUGUUAUUCCUUUUGCAGUGAGAAUACAGCCAAAGAUGCGUCAUUUAGUGGUAGUAUGCAGCUUCUGGCAGGAGUAAAACUGUGCACUGACAGACACAUCACAAAUCAUCCUCAUUAUGAAAAUAAAUUUUUAAGACUUCGAACAAAAGAUGUAAGUAUCAUAUUGGUAGGUUCAGUAUAAGCAGCAGGUGAUGGCAGGGUCUGAAAUAUGCAGUAUCCCGAUAUCCACGGGAGACUAAAAUUUGGUUUUGGAUACCAAACUGUGAAUGACUUGUAUCCCAACUGGAUACUAAGAAAAUUUCAAACAUUAGGAAAAUGUUAAGCACCUCUGACAGUCUCCUGAUAGCUUUUGAAUACUAUUUGAAUAAUACAUGCCACCCAAGCCUUUCCUCAUAUAAUGUGCAUUUUUGUGGAUUAAUUAAUUGUCUAGUUGUUGACAACUUGACUGUUGAAUCUACUGUUGUUACUGUAAUUUGUAACAGCGAGAGUUAUUGGAUGGGACAGGGUAUAAUACUUAUGGUAACCAGUAUCCAGAAGUGGGAUACUGCAUUCUCAGGGGGGAUACUAAACUUUGAAACCUGGUACCCCAGUUGGAUACUGAGAAAAUAUUUAAAUUUCAGACCCUGGAUGGUCAACUACAUGUUGACACUGGGAGGGAAAAGAAAAUUGAACUACAUCCGUUCAUUCUGUCUAUUUGCCUCAAAACGUAUGUUAUAAUGCCAAGAAUUAUUUUCUCAUUCUGGUAAAGUACAGGUUGACCACCAUAUACUGCGCUUGGAUGACAUUGUCCAGGAUUCGUAUCAGAAAACUUGAAAGUCCGGCAUACCUGUAGAUUUUAUUUUUGUGGAGGUAGCCAAUCUUCAAAUGGAGCUAGGCUAUGCCACAUCCUCGCAUCCAGAGCCCGUCUUACACGCGGUCAACAGAGCAUGACGAGGAUCGAGGGGUACGAGAAUGGGUUGCGCUGCAACUGCAGAUCACAAAAUUUAGCCUCCGAACGAGAACAAAAAGGCAAAGUGUGCCGCUAGAUAACUAGCUCCAAAUAAUUUUUGGAGUUAGCAACAACACAACAAGUAACUUGAAAGUCCUUGAAUUUAUAAAAUUUCUCCUCCUAAAGUCCUAGGGUUGCGCGUGCUUUCUAGAAAAUUUAUGUCAAUCAUUCUAUUUUCAACUUUUGUCUAGAUUUAUCAAAUGUACGCUCGCCGUACUCCGAGAGAUGUAUAUAUGAUCUUGAAGAAACAUGGCACAAAUUAUAUUAUUUUGGAAAACAGUAUUUGUUAUUCACGCAUUGAGAAAGGAUGUAAACUCAAGGAUAUCUUGGAUUAUGAUAAUGGUCACAUGAUCGAGGAUGGCGAAGUGGAGAAGGGUCUGGUACGUAGUCACGUGCCUCGGUUUUGUGACGCAAUCAAGAGAGAUCACGCUGGUUUUUCUCCGUAUUUCAAGAAAGUUUUUGCAAACAGAACGUUUCAUGUUUACAAAUUGGUAGAUAAAACGCCGUGA